Molecule: messenger RNA, 741 nt
Organism: Trichosurus vulpecula (common brushtail)
Lineage: Eukaryota; Metazoa; Chordata; Mammalia; Diprotodontia; Phalangeridae
Product: transmembrane protein 40-like
Exons: 12
Coding region: 58-741 (227 amino acids)
Source: RefSeq, a predicted model, not a curated record
CUCUGAAGCACAUAGCAGCAAGACUCACUGUCCCUGCCUCCAAGAACAGGAAAAGCCAUGACCGCUACUGGAACACCCACUCCACCUUGGGAUGAGCACCAGCCAAUCGAGAAAGAUACUGCAAAAGCAGAAGAAAAAACCGAAGUCCAUGAAAAGGAAGAGGAGUAUCCUCUUUCAACAGGAGAACAUAAAAAUGCCACUUCUUCCUCUCCCUUUCCACCUCCAUCAUCACCAUCAUCAUCUUCAUCAUCAUCAUCAUCGUCGUCAUCCUCGUCAUCAUCAUCGUCAGAUAGCAACAGUGACGAGGACCAUCUCCCUAGGACUGACAAAAAGCCCCGUCCAGAUAUCAUCAAAGAUGACAUUAAGAACGAUCAACUUCAGCUCUAUGAAGGUACACCUGGAGACAUAAAACCCUAUGAUGAAUCAGGGCUUAGAAGAAGAGAAGUUGUACCAUCAGAUGAGCCAGAAAUAGAAGAGAGUCAGGCAAGAAGAAUGAACAUAGAGAAAGAUGAUGAAUUUUUCCAUUUUGUCCUUCUUUGCUUUGCUAUUGGGUCUGUGCUAGUUUGUUAUCACUACUAUGCAGAUUGGUUCAUGUCUCUGGGCGUUGGUUUGCUAACCUUUGCUUCUCUGGAGACCAUUGGAAUAUAUUUCGGCCUGGUGUAUCGGAUUCACAGAGUCCUUCAGGGCUUCAUCCCCCUCUUUCAGAAAAUAAGACAAAUAGGUUUCCGAAAGUCAGACUGA